Messenger RNA from Arabidopsis thaliana (thale cress), 1751 nucleotides. It is a transcript of the gene SPPL1, whose product is annotated as SIGNAL PEPTIDE PEPTIDASE-LIKE 1. The transcript has 4 exons. Gene Ontology annotation, molecular function: aspartic endopeptidase activity, intramembrane cleaving. The record is from RefSeq and is marked reviewed. NCBI's taxonomy places the organism in Eukaryota, Viridiplantae, Streptophyta, Magnoliopsida, Brassicales, Brassicaceae. The coding region runs from base 354 to 1472 and encodes 372 amino acids. Gene Ontology annotation, cellular component: endomembrane system; membrane; endosome membrane.
GUGAUUUGGUGAUGCUGUAACUUCGUCUUAAAUAUGUUGUCGUUUUGACUCGCAUUACAAUAUGUUAUCGUUUAAUUUACGAUACACUGUAAUUAAUUAAUAGUUUCAAUAUUAUAGAAACGUUUGGUCCUUUAGUCGGAGAGACUGAUAUGCGACAGAGGAUCCAACGUCGCGACUGAAACCUAGAUCCCAAUUCUCCGUUUCCACCACUGUCUCUCCUCCGUCGUUAGGGUUUCUCAGGUUCACAUCUGUUGGAAACUUAUUGCAACUCCUAAAGGCAUUUCACAUAUUUGCUUUUAUGCGUACGAGGCUUGGGGGAUAUUUAUAUAAUCCGAAAUAACUCUUUUCUUAUCAUGGAGACUCUGUGGACUCUUUUGUAUUUGCUAGAACCUGCUCCAGCUACUCUCAUUGUCACAGCUGUCACCGUGACAUUUGCAUCCGCUUUCCGUGCACUUAACUACGGGAAAGAGAUGGAGAGAAACCGUGACUUCUCUGAAGCAUCCAUAACACUAGAUAGCUCUCAGGCCUUGAUGAUCCCAGUUAUGAGCUCUUGCAGUUUGCUUCUCAUGUUCUAUUUGUUCUCUUCUGUUUCUCAGCUCCUGACCGCGUUUACAGCCAUCGCCUCUGUUUCUUCUCUCUUCUAUUGGUUAUCACCAUAUGCGGUAUAUAUGAAGACGCAGCUUGGUCUAUCUGAUCCCUUUCUUUCACGCUGCUGCUCCAAAUCGUUUACAAGAAUCCAAGGAUUGCUACUUGUGGCUUGUGCUAUGACAGUUGUGGCAUGGCUCAUCUCUGGCCAUUGGGUGUUGAACAAUUUGCUCGGAAUCUCCAUUUGUAUUGCGUUUGUUAGCCAUGUUCGUCUUCCUAAUAUCAAAAUCUGUGCAAUGCUCCUCGUGUGUCUCUUUGUAUAUGACAUAUUCUGGGUUUUCUUCUCUGAGAGAUUCUUUGGUGCUAACGUUAUGGUGGCCGUGGCAACCCAGCAAGCAUCAAACCCAGUUCACACAGUGGCUAACAGUUUGAAUCUUCCUGGACUGCAAUUGAUCACAAAGAAACUGGAACUACCUGUUAAAAUUGUGUUUCCUCGGAACCUAUUGGGCGGUGUGGUGCCCGGUGUGAGUGCCUCAGAUUUCAUGAUGCUUGGUCUUGGUGACAUGGCUAUCCCUGCAAUGCUUUUGGCUUUGGUCCUCUGCUUUGACCAUCGAAAAACUAGAGAUGUGGUGAAUAUUUUUGAUCUAAAAUCUUCCAAGGGACACAAAUACAUUUGGUAUGCACUUCCCGGAUAUGCCAUUGGCUUGGUGGCGGCUCUAGCUGCAGGUGUCUUGACCCACUCACCUCAGCCAGCUCUACUUUAUCUGGUACCAUCUACGUUAGGACCGGUGAUCUUCAUGUCAUGGCGGAGAAAGGAUCUUGCGGAGCUGUGGGAAGGACCUGCAUUAUCUAAUCCCAUUGAGAAAUCUCAUGAAAUAGAGAUCUGAGUUUAUUAUAUCAAUCAAGAUGAUUCAGAAAUCUAAAACAUAUUACAUAAAACAAAGACGCUUAGUAGGAAAACAUCAGAUCAAGAAUUCUUGUAUUCUUAAGUUCCCAAAAAAAGAAAAAAAAAAAAAAAAUUGGUCAGAAAGAGAGAUGAUGUCUUAUAUCCCUCAUUUUUUUUGCGUUACUCAAAGGGAGGAAAAAUAAACAAUUAACAAGUUCUUUAAUUUUUUCUUAUGAAUAGAGAUACCAAUACUAAAAAACGUUGGCUUUUGUAAUGAAGA